Molecule: messenger RNA, 2824 nt
Organism: Gadus morhua (Atlantic cod)
Lineage: Eukaryota; Metazoa; Chordata; Actinopteri; Gadiformes; Gadidae
Gene: ogfr
Product: opioid growth factor receptor
Exons: 8
Coding region: 135-1820 (561 amino acids)
Cellular component (GO): membrane
Molecular function (GO): opioid growth factor receptor activity
Source: RefSeq, a predicted model, not a curated record
ACUGCAAUCUCACGAACAUCGAAUAUGACGCUUACUUCACCCCGGCGCAGCCUCCUCGGUUCCGCGCUAUGCCAACGUGAAAGGAUGUCGGGAAGGCUGGUCGCUUGAGCUAGCCUUGGUGUGUUGGUGUAACGAUGGAGGACGACUACGUGUGUGAGUACGACUCGACCUGGGACACGGAGAGUGAUGGAGAAGAGCAGACCGUGGGGAGACCAACCCGUCGACAAGAUAAAAACAAACCCUGGGCGUUGCCAUGGCCGCAUACGUCCAGGAAUAUGAGGGCAGCAAAGGACAUGCAAAACUACAGGCGAGGGUAUCCAAAUCUUACAGAUGAUGAGUGUUCAGAAGACAAAAUGAACAAUUUGAAGUUUUAUCUAAACCAGUUUCCCUCAGCUCCUGAUGAUGUCUUCAUUGAAACUUUUCAUAAAGAAUGGAAGACUGACUACAAGAAGCUUGAGAGGGUGCAUUCCUACAUCCAAUGGCUGUUUCCAUUAAGGGAACCAGGAGUGAACUACAUGGCUUCAGAACUUACGAAGAAGGAGAUUGAGGCAUUUAAAAAGAACGACGAGGCCAAGGGGAGACUGGUCGAGUCCUAUGAACUUAUGCUGGGGUUUUAUGGCAUCCAGUUGGUCAACAGAGAGACGGGCGAAGUCAAACGUGCUGACAACUCGAAGGAACGCUUUGGAAACCUUGAGAGGAACAUGCACAACAACCUCCGCAUCACACGCAUCCUGAAGAGUCUGGGCGAGCUGGGCUUCGACCACUACCAGGCCCCGCUGGUGCGCUUCUUCCUGGAGGAGACGCUGGUCAAGAAGAGCCUCGGCAGCAUCAAGCGCAGCGUGCUGGACUACUUCCUGUUCGCCGUGCUGGACAAGCAGAAGCGCCAGGAGCUGGUGCGCUACGCCUAUCAGAACUUUGAGCCCAAGGACAAGUUUGUUUGGUGCCCGCGGAAGAUCCUCAAGCAGUUCAAAAGAGCGGAGAAGAAGCCUGACGCAGUGGGGAUCGGCGACGGGAAGGAGGAUCACUCAUCCCGGGGGAAAGGCAAGGACGGGGAGGCAGCCGGCGGUGCCCAGAAGGAGGAGGCGGCGGCGGCGGCGAGAGCUGAUGGCACUGCAGACACUCAGAAGAGCGAGCAGACGACGAGUGGAGACAAAACCAAGCCGUAUGGAGCGGAGUCUAAGCCGGAAGCCGGGACUCUUGAAAACGGGAAUGCCAAGGUUUUGUUAGUAGACAACCAUAACGGUUGUGACACGGUCGAGGAUGAGGAUGCUGGGAAUGUUGAUGAUGAUGAUGAAGAUGACGGUGGGGAUGACGACGACAAUGUUGAUGAUGAAAUGGACCAGUCAGUAAGUCCUGAUCCUGUUACAAAUGUAGUCCCGGACAGCAGGGACCCCAGUUCAUCAAAGGACAUCACACCAGAGACGGUCAGUGUUAUAGAGUCUGAGAGGAAGACGAAGGAUGAGGGGGAGGACGGCAAGGUGCUGCAAAGCAGUACUCUAGCAGUGGACUCGGCCAAUGGGCAGAUGGAGGAGAAAUCAUCAGUCACCAACGCUCUUCCCAUGCACACAAGCCCGUCAGCAGGCCCCAAGACAAAGCCAGAGGGCUCCUCUAAGUCCUCACCCUCUCGGCCCUCUGGGAGGGAGGAGAAGAUCCCCAGGACUGACUUUGGGACAGAGGAGGGCAGGAAAGCUGCGGAGGUGUCGAGCGAGUCAUUGCUUAGUGUGAAUAAACACACUGAUGAACAGACUAAUGGGAAGGGCUGUGAGGCCAUGGACGUUGAUUCAAACCAGCCCACCGCAGGCCAGGACGGGAACUCAUGAAUAAAGACGACUGGUGGACAUUAGGUUGUUUCAAUGACAAUCGCUUAGUUGAGCUUAAAUUAAAUCAAAUCAAAUGAAGUGAAAUGAUAUAUAUUAAGGUUUUUUCUAGCCUUACGUUUUCCUUUUUUAAGGGGCGAUUGUUUCUUUGUUUAAAAAAAAUAAAUAGAUACUGUUGCUACAUGGCUGUCCUACAAGUUCCAACCAAGAGACCAAUCACUGGGACAACAGUAAUAAUAAUAACUACUAUUUGACACCCCUACAAAAUAAUUGGUAUUAUAGUUAUUAUUCGUUAAAUGUCGUUUUCCCUAAAAGAAGAAUAAUUUUGAAUGAAAUUAAAAAAGGUGUAUUUAAGUUCAGUACUUUUGCAACUGAAGACAGUUAUUUGCACUGAUAUGUUUAGCAGAUUAAUUGAACUGUACUUUAUUUGAUUGAGACAUCACAAGAUAUGUAUUUCUGUUGAACCCGCUGUCGAAUGGGGAAAAUAAUUGAAUGUCAUUCCCCUUAGAAUGUUACACAAUUGAUAUGUUUUGUUGCACAGUUGGGGAGCAAAAAUUAACACUUUGCCAAAAAUAUAAUAGACUGGUUGAUUGUAUGUUUUGGCAGUGUAUGCAAUGCUUUGGUUGAAAUUUCAGUAUGUUGUAUAUUAAUGCUACGUGGCUGGCUGGCUAUUAAUGAUUUUAUUAACUUUAUAAAGAAUAGUCUAUGAGAUGUUUUGCCAAAGCCAAAAUCUAUUCUUAGUUAAUUAAUUGCAAUUCUCAGGAAAAUCCUGCAGUAGAUAUCAGCUUUUGUUACAUUUACAUUUUACUUGGUUAAUGACAUGGAAUGCAUCUCAGGAUUAGCGUGACAUUCAACGAGAAUCCUAGAAUCCAUCUGAAGUGCAGAAGUCUGAGUGGGAAAUGACUCUUUAAAACUAAUUCAAAGAGAUUCUUGACGUUCGUCAGGGCACUAUCCUGAACACCUUUCCUGUUGAAUAAUUAAAAAAUAAAAUGUUUUAAGAAUUUGUA